Emiliania huxleyi CCMP1516 is the source of this 1796-nucleotide messenger RNA. RefSeq lists its product as hypothetical. The coding region runs from base 1 to 1695 and encodes 564 amino acids. The transcript has 12 exons. The record is from RefSeq and is a predicted model, not a curated record. NCBI's taxonomy places the organism in Eukaryota, Haptophyta, Isochrysidales, Noelaerhabdaceae.
AUGCGCACCUGGCAUGACGCGCUCAAGGCGUGCGAGGGGGCGGGCGGCACGCUGGCGCGGGUCGAGUCGCCGGCGGAGUCGGAGCUGCUUCUGCAGACGAUGGGGAGGACGACGAGCGCGGACGACUUUUGGAUCGGCGCGCGGUGGCAGUGGGCGGGCCGCGACGGCGCAGAGCUGCGCUGGUUCCACACUGGCGCGAGGGGCAGCCCGAACAACUACAGAGUACCCAUCGUGACUCGACGAUUCGUUAGGUUCCACUGGCGCGAGGGGCAGCCAAACAACUACCGCAACCAGCACUGCGUCUCGGCCACACGCUCGCUCGAGGGCCGCUGGCUCGACUCGGACUGCCGCGACGCGCGCGCCUUCGCGUGCCAGCGCGGGUCGGUCCUCGCCCGCAUCGAGACCGCGGGGCAGAACGCGGCGCUGGCGGCCAAGCUGGUGGCGUCCGCGACUUGGAUUGGUCUGAGCGACAUGAUGUCCGAGGGAGAGUGGACGUGGGCGGCAGACAGCGUCUGGCUGCCGGGGGACAAGGUGCACUGGACCCACUGGGCCGACGGCCAGCCAAACGACUACGGCAGCCAGCACUGCGCCGCCAUCCUGCGGGCUGGCGCCGACACCGCGGCCAGCAUGGGGGACCGCCAGGCUCUGCACGGCAAGUGGUUCGACACCGACUGCCGCGACGAGCUCCCAGAGUGCAUAGAGAGGCCAGCUCUCGAGAGCCCCGAGGCUCGCCACUGGAGCCCCGCCUACGGCGUCCUCUCGCCCACCGACCCGCUCUCGGUCGAGUUGACCUUUGACGGCGGCACCGUCCGCGGUACGCUCUCGACGGACCUGACGCUGAUCGACUGGCACAACAAGCACGGGUACGACUGGUGCUAUGUGGUCGACCCCGCGGGCUGCGCGACUGCCGCAGCCUCCCAGCGCUUCCCCGGCGCGGCCUGGCAAGCUUGCUCCUCGCCCCCGUCCCCGCAAGCUGCGGCAAGGGACCCGCUGCAUGACCCGCCCGUCCCGUUGAUGGUCCCAUGCCGCGAGACGGCGGGCGAGGGCUACUGCGCGAUCCACCGCUCGCAGUGCGAGACCUUCUUCUGCGCGACUUGCGCCCUCCCCGGCUCGUGCGACUUCACGUGCGGCUUCUGCCGCGUCGGCACUGCGGGCGGCUGCGGCGACCUCGCCUUCCCGGCCAACGACUGCGAGGAGCGGGGCGUGCUCUCUCGCAGGGGUUCUCCGGCUAAGUCUCCGGCUAAGUCUCCGGUCGCCGUCGCCCGAGCGCCCGCAGGCACACCGAAACUGACCGAGUUUGGGCGGCGGGUCUCCGGCUCCGCCGCCGCGGCGCGGGUCCGGAAAGAGGCCGAGUCGCCGCCGAAGCUAUUUUUCGCCAAGCCAGUGGCCAGGGCGGCGAGGGAGGCGAGGGAGGCGAGGCUGAGCGCAGCGAGCGCGUUCAAGUCGCGGGUCCGCCUGCCGGCGGGCUUGCCGGGCCUCAUGGGCAAGGAGCCCAAGGACUCGAACGCGCUCGUGGUCCUCGAGGUUGGCGUCGGGGGAGGCAAGUCGGCCCGGCUGCCAGUCCACGCCGGGGACAUCCCGGCGGUCAUCGCGGCCAAGUUUGCGAGCGAGCACGGGUUGCCGGCCGCGUAUGAGCAGAAGCUGGUUGGGAUGAUUGAGCAGCAGGUGGCCAUCCACUCGCAGGGAGGGGCAUGAGAGAGACCCGCUAACGGCUAAGCCUCGAGGCUCAGAACUUAGACUACUGGUGCCCACACGCAAGUCGCCAACGAUCUGGAUCUGCGACAAACAAUCUACAA